This is a messenger RNA of Botrytis deweyae, 1389 nucleotides long. RefSeq lists its product as uncharacterized. The transcript is spliced from 2 exons. The record is from RefSeq and is a predicted model, not a curated record. Bases 1 to 1389 code for a protein of 462 amino acids. NCBI's taxonomy places the organism in Eukaryota, Fungi, Ascomycota, Leotiomycetes, Helotiales, Sclerotiniaceae.
AUGGAUUUGUAUUUCCUACUUUUCUUCAUUUGCAUAGGUUCAGGUGCCGCACAUGUUAUUACUCCUCGAAAAAUCAUCUCAACUGGCUCCCCCACAGUUCUCGGGUUGCAACCUCGACAGACGACAGCAUUCGCCACUUCCACUUGUGGUUUCCUGAAUGGGAACGCAAAUCAGCCACUGGUUGCGAACAGUGGCUCGGAGUGUACCUUUGAUCCAACUGCUACGCUAUGGGGCCUAUGCAGAACUGGGUUAACCCUCACAGAUUGUGGCUUUGGUGGUUAUUGCAUCGACGCUGGACCUUGUUCGACAGGAUGCGGGCUAACAGGUACGGAUGUAAACACAUUGAGUUGUGCGAAACAGAAAAGCGCUAGCUUUUGUGUCUCAAGUCUCCUCCUCUUCGGCGCAGAUCAAACUUACACACAUAUGACUUGUGCAUCCCAAGCGAAUGCAAGCCCGCCUGCCUUUCUAUUUGAAGCAACCACAACUGCUCCAAUAUCUGCGUCGACUUCUGAACAAAGCUCGUCGGCUGCAAUAACGGCAAGCCCAUUGAACGUGCAAUCAGAUCGGGAGUCUGCCAGUCCAUCCGCAUCAGGUUCGGCCACAAACACUGCUAGCAAAGCAUCAGCCUCUGAUUCCGGUUCCAACUCGGGUUCGAACUCGAUUUCAAAGUCUGUUUCAAACUCGGUCUCUUCUGGUGCCAUCGAAUCUCAACCAUCAGAUGCUACACCCUCAAGCGAACCUACCCCAAGAGAAUCUAUCUUCACUGAAUCUGGCUCCCUCGUCACCUCCUUUUUCGGUCAAACGAAUACCAUAGGAGUUACAGUAUCAAUUACUACCACCGCCAGCGGAAUCUCAUCCCCCAGCCCCUCCGAUUCUACCGCCCCAGCUCCCAAGAACCCUCCCAAGUAUGAUCCCAAAGCACUAAUCGGCAUUGUACUUGGAGUACUCGUCUUCCUCCUCCUCCUAAUCUUCACUCUCAUCUGGAUAGGAAAAUACCGACGAGCGCAAAAGAGCAAAUCUACUACCCCAACAGCCGAAAGUCCUACGAACUUCUUCUUCAGCAAUCUUCCAGAAGUGAUGGAGCCAUUUGCAAAAACUGAUGGGAUCCAUGAAAUGUAUGAUGAUCACGGGGAAUUGAGGGAAUUAGAUAUUGCAGGAGCAGUUGCUGAGAGGACAGGAAAAGUAAGUGUUAGGGAAUUAGCUGCUACGCCUGUGGGGGGUGGAAGACGAAGUGGCAGAAGAAGCGCGAGGGAGAUGGAAGGAGAUAUGUCGUGGGGAAGAGAGAGAAUAAGUAUUAAGGAAUUGGAUGGUGGGGUAUUCGUGAGGAAUGGUCGAAGAGGUGACAGCAUGACGCAGGUGUUUGAACUUGAUGGACAAUCGUACAUAUGA